AUGGUCGCCCCUGUGGGCACACUCAGCCGGCCCCCAACACGGCCGCUGCUUCUCCAAGGUAUCCAGGGCAUCCGCGGGGAAUCCACCCCUCGAGGAGCCGCGUCCUUUACCAUCCGGCACUACUCCUCCUCCUUCCAUUCCUCUUUGGGGUCCUUCGCCUCCCGGGAGUUUCUCUCCGCCGAUGAGCAGCUCCUUCGGAAGAUGGUUCUGAAGAAUCCACGCGAGCUCCACACGGUCCUUGAUGAGUUUGUCAUCGGGCAAGAAAAGGCCAAGCGCGUCCUCAGUGUGGCGGUGUAUAACCAUUACACGCGCGUGCGCCGGUCGAUUGGCAUGGCUGCCAGCAAUCGCCGAGCCGACCGGCUUGACCCAUUGGCCGACCUCACUCGGCCCGGCGCGGGCGCCGAAACACACGCCGAGUCUCGCCCCGGACGUCGAGCCACCUCCAGUCAGAGCUUCGUCUACUCGGCCAAAGGCCCAGCCGAUGCGGGCCUCACCGCACCCGGCACCGAGUCCAGUGACAAGGCACCAGCGGCCUCGGCCGGAGGUCCAAGCCCGAAUCCCCCAAUCGGCGGAUUGGAGUUCCAGUCAACGCUCGCGUCGCUGGCUUCCGCUGGCCAGGCCACCCUGAUGGGCGCGCUGGCCCGGUCGAAGCUCGGCCUAAAAACCGCAGAUCGUGAUGCUCGCCCGGCCACCGGCAAUGAUGACCCUUCGGCGGAGUCUGGGACUUCGGGCGAGAUGGCCACCAGCACCCCCGCCAAUGUCACCCCCGCCAGCUCGACCCAAGCCCCAUCCUCGGAUGCUUCGCGGCUCCGUGGCUCGCCUGGUCGUGCCUCCGGACCCCAGCAGCACCCACACUCAACGGAUGAGGAGGCCGGCGGGGCACGGCCCUUCGACGGGCCGGGCUUCAUUCACCCCCGUCACGGACGCCUAUCCAUGCGCGAUUCCAUCUUCGACUAUACAGGCUCGGCCUCGACCUUCAGCGUGUCGGAUGUGUGGGAUCGGUCGCGAGCUGGUCUGCCACAUGUUGGCCCCGGCGAGUGGAAUCGCCCUCCCGCCAGUCGGCGCCCGGAGGUCGAGGAUGACGCCGAAAGUGGGGGCGGCGGCUCCACCCAGCAAGCCGAGCACCUGACCAUCGGGGAGAUUGUCCCCGACAAGUCGAAUGUCCUGCUGCUCGGCCCCACCGGCACGGGGAAGACCCUGCUCGUCAAGGCUCUCGCCAAGCACCUGGGCGUGCCGUUUGCCAGCUGCGACGCAACCACCCUCACGCAGACCGGCUACGUGGGUGAUGAUGUGGACACGGUUCUCUUCCGGUUGCUUCAGGCUGCCAAUUUCGAUCAUCGCGUGGCUCAAUACGGGAUUGUCUUUAUCGACGAGGUGGACAAGCUCCGGCGCCGGUCGACCAGUGCCAGCAUCCGUGAAUUGGAUGUCGGCGGCGAGGCCGUCCAACAGGGGCUCCUUCGGAUGCUGGAGGGUGAGAAAAUCAAUGUCACCGACCGCCGACCCCCGAGCAUGGCCCCUGGUGGCGGCAAGCGCGAGGGGCUGACCCUUGAUACCCGGCACAUUCUGUUUGUGCUGGCUGGCGCCUUCGAGGGAAUUGAUGACUUUGUGUGGAACCGACUGAACUUCAAGGCACGAAAUGCAUCCACCCACGCGAGGGUCCUUCGUCGUUGUGCUCUUCCUGGCUGGGUUUCGCUCUCCUGCGCCCCUUGCCGAGCCGUUGGCCCAGACACUAACACGAUGAAGCACUUGCAGAAAUCCAAGAUCGGCUUCGGGGCUCCCGUCAACAAAGAUGACCUCCUCCGGGCGGCUCCUGCCGCGGCCAAGAGCUCUGACGAUCAGGUGGACCGGUCGGUGACUCCGGCGGCGGCGGCGGCGGCGGCGGCUGCCGCUGCCAUGGCUGCCGCAGUCGGCACCGAUUGUGACAUCGGCUCGGGCAUGCGUGAGGCCGUGCUAAACAGCCAAUUCCACGCGACGACUGCCGCCGGAGCACCGUCUCCUGGACCUUCGGCCCUGUCCAUGAUGCUGGCAAGCACAGUCGAGGUCCCCCCUCGGCGGGGCUCCGGGGCCGUGCGGCGAGACCUCCUGCAGGAGCUCGGCGAGGGUGCCCGGCCCGGCUGGCGUCCGCCCCUCUGGGCAAGCACCAAAGCCGACGAGGAGCAUCUUGCCUGGAAUCGUUUGCUCCAAGAGCAACAGCAGCAGCAGCAGCAGCAGCAAGCCAGCACAGGUAGCCCUCGUGCUUCCUCGCCGCGUUCUCGCGACAUGCCACUAGCUGAGCUUCUCGGCCGCCGGCAGUCGCCGGAUUGGACCACGGCCACGCAAGUGCAGUUUACGAACACGGCCACUCCACAGGCCACCCCUCGGGACGCGUCGACCCCGGGAGUUGGCUCGGCGGUAUUUGCUCCCGCUGGGACUGGGGCCUCCUCUGCUGGAACUUCUACCGCCACCGCCACCGCCACCACCACCACCACCUCGGCUGCCGUUGCACCGGUGUCCCUCGAGCCCACACCCGAGGAUUUGAUUGCAUAUGGCCUGAUCCCGGAGCUGGUUGGCCGUCUGCCAGUCUUGGCCCAAACCAUGAAUCUCCCACCAGAGCUCCUGGCCCGGGUCUUGAGUGAGCCCAAGGGCUGCCUCAUCGAGCAGUACAAGGCCAUUUUCCAAGCGAGCGAUAUCGAUCUUCAGUUCGAGGAGGGCGCCUUUCUGGCGAUUGGUCGUCUGGCCGCCGAAAGGCGGACCGGCGCACGCGGCCUUCGAGCCAUUCUGGAAAAUCUCCUGCUGGACGCCAUGUACUCAGCCCCAGGGGCCGGAGUGGCGCGAGUGAUUGUCACCGUGGCAUCCGUCACUGGAGCAGAACCACGCCUUGCCGCCGGUGAGAAGCUCCCCUUCGAUGAGAUUACCCUCUGCAACAUUGGCAACCCCCAGCAGCUGGGCCAGAAGCCGAUUACCUUCUUCCGCCAGGUGUCCGCCCUGGUCGAUUGCCCGUCCCUGCUGGCGGUGGCCGACUCCCAGGGCCCCGAUGGUGAGGCCCUGCGCCUGCUCUUCCCGGCGGAUGUCAUCGCCCGUGCCCAGAAGCUGGCCAAGGCCGUCGGCAGCACCGGGUCUUACAGCCAUUCGCAGGGUGUUCCGCACACCUCGACAUGA
Messenger RNA from Fonticula alba, 3138 nucleotides. RefSeq lists its product as hypothetical. NCBI's taxonomy places the organism in Eukaryota, Rotosphaerida, Fonticulaceae. Gene Ontology annotation, molecular function: ATP binding; ATP hydrolysis activity. The coding region runs from base 1 to 3138 and encodes 1045 amino acids. Gene Ontology annotation, biological process: proteolysis; protein catabolic process. Gene Ontology annotation, cellular component: mitochondrial matrix. The record is from RefSeq and is a predicted model, not a curated record. The transcript is spliced from 7 exons.